Ctenocephalides felis (cat flea) is the source of this 628-nucleotide messenger RNA. RefSeq names its product extensin-like. The transcript has 3 exons. Lineage: Eukaryota; Metazoa; Arthropoda; Insecta; Siphonaptera; Pulicidae. The record is from RefSeq and is a predicted model, not a curated record. The annotation marks the transcript as partial.
CAAUGAAACUGGAAGUAAUGGUGCUGCAGGGCCGCCGCCUCCGCCACCAAUGGUUACAAGUGUACCUGCAAAGAGACUACCUUCAGAGAUUCCAGAAAGAUCUAAUGAACCGCCUCUAUGUGUACAAAAUGCAAUGCUGACAAAAGACAAGAAGCCUUUCACCUACACUCCGGGUGGUAUCGAUUUGUCGCAAAUUCGAUCUCCUCGAAUGGCACGACGGAUAGUGCGAAACGCUCAAAGCGAAGGAGUGACCGAAACUCCAAAACCGUCGCCUUUGGCCGCCCAUAGCAGCGAGCCUUUGCCGCCAUCGGCACUGGCCGCAAUGCAGCCUCAAAUGCCAAUUCAAGUUUUUCCAUCCAAUCCUCCUGCACCAAGACCAAAAGCUCCAUCAAGAGCUCCACCACCUCCACCAAUUUUGAUGAGACCGUCACGUCUUCAAAAACAGCAGUCACCAGGACCGCAAGAUUCAUCUGAAAAUCCAGCGAUAAGUACUUCGCAAUCACCGGUUUAUAGCCCGCAAUCAGGUCCUGUUACACCACAAACUUCUAACAGUCCAGGAACUACUCCAACGCAGCUUACACCGAAACCUCAAGUUGCUUCUAAACCUGCGAUGGUGGUUCUCUGGUAA